Molecule: messenger RNA, 2175 nt
Organism: Coturnix japonica (Japanese quail)
Lineage: Eukaryota; Metazoa; Chordata; Aves; Galliformes; Phasianidae
Product: acyl-coenzyme A thioesterase 5-like
Biological process (GO): fatty acid metabolic process; acyl-CoA metabolic process
Molecular function (GO): fatty acyl-CoA hydrolase activity
Source: RefSeq, a predicted model, not a curated record
CCCCGCUCCGCAGCCAUGUGGAGGGCGGCUUGGGCCGCCAAGGCCCCCGCGCGGGCGCUGUGCCGUGCCCCGGCGCGCCGGGCGGUCAGCGUGGCCGUGACCCCCGCAGCCGGGCUGGCGGACGAGCGGGUGGACACGCGGGUGGCGGGGCUGGGCCCGGGGCAGCCGGUGACGCUGCGGGCGGUGGUGUCCGACGAGCGGGGCUGCCUGUUCCAGUCGUGCGCGCACUACAGGGCGGAUGGCCGCGGGGAGCUGCACCUGGGCACGGACGCGUCGCACGGCGGAAACUACACCGGCGUGGAGCCCAUGGGGCUCUUCUGGAGCUUGGCCCCCGCGGGCAUGGAGAGACCGUACCAGCGGCUCAUUCCCCGCAGCACCGACACCCCGAUGAAGGUGGAGAUGCUGGUUCACCAGGGCCACAGCCAGCACGGCGCCAUCCACGGGCCGGUGAUGGCCAAGGCCGAGGUGGAGAGGUGGUUCACGGCCCCCGGCGUCAGGAGGAUCCGGCUGAAGGAGGGCGGCGUGAGGGGCUCUCUCUUCCUGCCGUCGGGGGAUGGUCCCUUUCCAGGAGUGAUUGACAUGUACGGUGAUGAAGGAGGUUUGAUUGAAUUUCGAUCCAGUCUCCUGGCUACUCGUGGUUUUGCUGCUCUUUCUCUGCCAUAUUUUGACUUUGAAGAUCUGCCUAAGGUCAUGAAAGAAUUUAAUCUGGAGUACUUUGAGGAGGCAGCCAGAUUUCUACAGCGUCACCCAAAGGUGAAAGGGCCAGGAGUUGGAGUGAUUGGGACUGGGAAAGGUGCAGAAUUAGCACUCUCCAUGAUCACCUUCCUACCAGAAGUAGUGGCUGCCGUCUGUAUCUCCGGCUGUAGUUCCAACACAGUUGCAGACCUCCAUUAUGGUGAGAUAACUCUGCCCGGGCUGCGUUUCGAUAUGAAUAAGGUCAGCGUUUCUGACACUGGUGUUUUCGACACUUUUGAAGCUCUGGAUGACCCAGCGAAUCCUGCUAAUUCCUCUUGCACGAUCCCCAUAGAAAAAGCAGAAGGUCACUUUCUCCUAGUAGUAGGGGAAGCUGAUCGUAUGUGGAAGAGUUCCUUAUAUGCUGAGCUAGCAAUAGGGCGCCUGCGCCAGCAUGGGAAAGAAAACUUUGAACUGUUGAGUUAUCCAGGAGCAGGCCACAGAAUCGAUCCUCCUUCUACUCCGUUUUGUCAGGUAGCUCUGGAUCGUGUGCUGGGGGUGCCCGUCCUGGGGGGUGGGGAGAGCAAAGCACACGCUCACGCCCAGGAACAUUCCUGGGGAAAGAUUCAGGAGUUUCUACACUUGCAUCUGGGAUGAACACGUCAGCACCUGUACGUUGUUGCUGCUGAGCUUGAGCCGCCAAAAGGACUGGAGGAUUGGAAGUAUUGACCGAGAAAAGGUCUGAAAUAUGAAAUAGCCAAAUGACAGUUACAUAUAGAAAUCAAGACACAAAGGGAUUGAUUUGCACGAGCCUAAGUUAUUUUAAGUAGGUACGCAGAAGAAAAGUGGAGCGAUAAUAAGUAGGCUGCACUGUAGUACAAAUUUGAGUCUGAAUUGGUCAUGCUACCAAGAAACAAGUGUCUGAAGAAAGUGCUUUCUGAUGGGUGCUUUCUUGCUUGCAGUAUUUAUGAAUCAAAGAACUUCACUGCCAGCCCGUACCAUUAGAAAUGACAGAUAGUUCUCCCGGGAGAAGAAUGGCAACCUGUGGGCCAUGAACUUUGAUAUCAAAAUGAUGAAUGAUUCUGGCUUUGGGUCUUAAGUUAUUUUAGCCUAGAACUUUCUGAUUUAUAGCCAUACACUUUGGUACUUUGGACGUGUUUUCUACUUGCACAAAGCUGGGGAUCUUUGUAUGCAAUAAGUUUUUUAUACAUUGGCCAGAAACAGUGGUCUUCCAUUGGAAACAAUCUCGUCUCUUUCCAACAGCAGCUAUGCUUACAUUGAGAAAGUGAAGAGUACUUUCAUUUAUGGAGAAAGGCAGCACCAGAGCUGUCCUGUAUUGGGAAUAUGACCAUCUUGUUCCUAUAAUGCCGUGGAUUGGCAGUUGACUCUUGGGAGCACUGAAAUUCUGUUACGCAGCACAGUUAAAUGCAGUCAUACCAUCUGCAAAUCUUAAUUCUCUCAUUGUUUUAAAUAAUUAACACUUGUUGUUAAGCUAGAUUUUAA